Molecule: messenger RNA, 306 nt
Organism: Sparassis crispa
Lineage: Eukaryota; Fungi; Basidiomycota; Agaricomycetes; Polyporales; Sparassidaceae
Exons: 1
Coding region: 1-306 (101 amino acids)
Source: RefSeq, a predicted model, not a curated record
AUGGCGCUCGGCCCAUCAUCGGCUCACCAGCUGCUUGCGACCGAACCGCGCGCAGAACGUGCAGGACUUAGUAGGACUCGCGCUGCGCAGUUAGAGUGUGCUAUUACCGCGGCACGCGCACGCGCACCGUCGAGUAAGCUCGCGCAGCUCCCACGUAUUGACCUCGGGCCUUGCGCGGCGCUGUUCGUACGCGCCACUUGCGGCUAUACCGUACGGGAGGCCCCGCCGCGAUCGAAUAUUGAAUGUGGGGGAGCCCAGCCCGUAUUUUAUCUAGCUCGCGCUGUAUUUGGAGCGGACGUCGUAUAG